Messenger RNA from Schistosoma guineensis, 993 nucleotides. Lineage: Eukaryota; Metazoa; Platyhelminthes; Trematoda; Strigeidida; Schistosomatidae. The record is from the annotation of a GenBank genome assembly.
GACAAAUAUAAAACGUUGUUACAGGUAUUCGUGGUACCAUUUCUGACACGAACUACAAAUGUCAUGUCGUCGUAGAAGUCAUACAACUCCGGGUUAUUUACAACCUAGAACUUUGGAUGAUCGGAUUAGGGACGACUAUCGCUAUAAUUAUCGAGGAUCAAGGUACUCAAGGCGCUAUCAACCAAAUUAUGACGACUUCUACGCACGUCCGCCUUCUGUAUAUCAGCCUGUAGAACCCUAUUAUCCUAGGCCUCGUGAAUCCUACUACGUUCGUCCGCCUUCAGUUUAUCAACCUACAGAAACACUUUAUCCUGGGCCUAUGCCAAAUAGUUAUCAGCGUCAUAGUUAUGCUCAACCUGUUUCUUAUCAGCCUGUUUAUCCAUCAUAUCGCGAAGAUGUGUACGCUCCAAGCACCUAUUCGUCGUAUCCACGCCGUCGUUCAAUGUCUAACAAUCCUCUGAUAGAUCCUGACACGAUUUCCAAUAAUGGCAAUACACUUUCAUAUUCUCCGCGUACAUACCCAAGGGUUCAGAUUUACCAUACAAGGAAUACAAACGAUGGGUACUAUUAAUAAAGAGGAUACACAUCUUCUGGUUUCUGUUUAAACCAUGUUGAGUUUUGUUUUUAAUCUUCAGAAUGUUUUGAAGAAUUAAGAAAUAUAUCACGAGAUGCUUUGAUCAUACUCUGAACAUAAACCUUUUUGAAUAAUGUAUAAUUAAAAAUGAGCUUAUAAGCAAGAAUUUUAAAAUUUCUUUAUAUUUAAAUACAUUUUUUUGACAUCUUUUCUUUCUUUCUUUUUUUUGAAUUUGUUAUAUAAUCAUAUGAAGAUGAAUACAUGAACUGUUGUUUUAAUGAAAAGAUGUAACAUAAAUAUUUAUGUUCAUCAUCUAGGCAACUAACUAUUAAUGUUAACUUGAAUAAAGAAUGAAAAUUUAAAGGAUUUUUUUUUAAUAAAGAACUAUCGUAUGUUUACUGUUAAAUAAUGAAUUAAUU